Messenger RNA from Exophiala viscosa, 1889 nucleotides. RefSeq names its product cyclin-like protein. Lineage: Eukaryota; Fungi; Ascomycota; Eurotiomycetes; Chaetothyriales; Herpotrichiellaceae. The coding region runs from base 1 to 1443 and encodes 480 amino acids. Gene Ontology annotation, cellular component: cyclin/CDK positive transcription elongation factor complex; nucleus. The record is from RefSeq and is a predicted model, not a curated record. The transcript is spliced from 5 exons. Gene Ontology annotation, biological process: regulation of transcription by RNA polymerase II; positive regulation of DNA-templated transcription, elongation. Gene Ontology annotation, molecular function: cyclin-dependent protein serine/threonine kinase activator activity.
AUGUCGUUGCCACCAGUCCAAGUGAUGGCAUGUGAGAAUGAAGAUAUGCCAAGCUCGGCGCCAAGUUUCUCCGGUUCCGCUGUCUCGUCGGUUUCUUCGAGCCUCGACAAAGUUGACAAGAACGAGAACCAGCAUAAUGGAGGAUUGCCGACAUUUUUCACAGCACACCUUCAAAUACAGCAGUCUCCCGAAGUCUGGAACCGUCCGUGCGAAUGUGGUGGCAUAGGAGAUCACAAUCAUCACAUCACGAUGAACGGGGCUGGCGGUAGUGAGCCUGCCACGCCUUCGACGACGAACAGGCGGAAUGGUCGCCUGCCCAACUAUGUCCAGAUUGCCAAAAGUUAUGUCUUUGAGCAGGAGAUCCAGAAGUGCUUGCGGGACACGGGUGUCAGUCAAGCCAGAGAGGACAACAUCAGGCUUGCUGGCGUGCAGUGGAUCGACAACGUGCGAAGGGCACUGAAACUACCAGUCAAGACGUUCAACACCGCAGUUGUAUACUACCACAAGUUUCGUUUACAGCAUUCAGACGGCGAGUACAGCUUUGUGGACGCAGCAGCCGCAUCACUCUUUACAGCUUGCAAGGUCGAGGAUACGCUCAAAAAGUCCCGAGACAUCCUCUGUGCAGCACAUAAUUUGAAAGUCCCACGUCACGAACAGCUCUCUCCAGAUGAUCAGGUCUUUGAACAAUCAUCACGCACUAUAAUCGGCCUGGAAAGACUCAUGCUCGAAGCAUCGGGAUUUGACUUCCGCAACCGACACCCACAAGAACUUCUAAUCAAGCUGGCCAAGCUGUACAAGUUCGAAAGGACGUCUGCUGUAGUCAAAAAUGCCUACAGCAUGAGCCUGGAUCUGUACCGCACAUUCGCCCCGCUCAAGCAACAAACGGCAACGCUGGCGUUCGCCUGCCUUGAAUUAUCCGGCCGCCUCCUGGGCCAAGAACAUGAGGACAUCUGGCGUGGAAGGGACUACAGGAGUUGGAAGAUUACUCGUGGAAUGGUCAUGGAAACCCUUCUCGACCUCCUCGAGCUCUACACGCACCACCGCACGUCAACGGCGAUCGGGCCAGACUUUCCAGUCGAUACGUUCCUCACCGUACGCAUCCCACUGAACCUUGAGUCCGAGGAUAGGAACAUUCCGCGGUACACAGUGUGGGUCGACGGCCCGCACGGUCAGGCUACAGCCAACGGUGCAACGAAUGGCUCAUCACACGGAAGGUCACGCUCGUCCAGUAAGAAUGUCAGUCCGAAAGACGUUACGAGUCCUAGCACGAAUAACAGUUCCGUGAGUACUGCCGCGACGAGUUUGGCCGGUGCCGCUGCCAAUGCGGCUGCGUUGAGACAGCGUGCUGGUGACCGAGGACGAGAGGGUACCGUCAGGUUCAUUCUCAACCCGGAUAGAGAGCGGGAGGAGAAGAGUAUUGUCGAAUCGUACAGGCGCGAGUGACCUGUCAAUAUUGAUGCAGAUGUUGUCACGUACAGUGCCGGCACUUGGUUGCAUUUUUGGAUCAUCCAUUGGGACAACAUUGGCGCGUUAUCGGAAAAGGCGGGAGCAUUCUUAUAUCAAACACAGCGCAGGCGUAUGGCGUUCGACACAAGGCCCUGCAUGUACAGCAGCAAUCUACAGGAAUUUCCGGAUUGAUGCCUAUCCGAUGCGACAUACCCAAGUGCCAACCCAUCAGAAGUCCUCCACGCGCUCUUCCUACAAGCCCGCUAACAACUUCGAGAAAUCCUCCUUCGAAUACUUGACGACCUUCCCUUUUCCCUUGUCGACUUCAUGGUAUCUAUCCCAAAACCGGCCAUACAAAGCCUCGAUGGUCCCCUGAAUCUCUCGACUCAAAGAACUCCUCACCUCAUUCUCCAUAUGUAACGACUUGUGUCGCGCCACCAAGU